AGGGAAUCGAGUCGGCGUUUAUAAAGAAGUCUCCCAAAAUGUCACUUCUCGUAUUUCACAUCGCCAUAUUGAUAGUUUAGUGUAUUACAAAUCCUCAGACAUCUAUAGAUUAGAACAGUUCUAGACUCAAAAUCUGCAUUUCUCUGCAUAAUUCAGUGCAAUCUGUAAAUUUCGUAGUAUAUUUUUGUGCUAGUAACGGAAACAAGUGAAGUUGACAGUUUUGUUUUGAUCUGUUAGCGACCAAACUAAAAAUGGCGUGUGCAACUUUGAAGAGAUCGUUAGACUGGGAACCCGUUUUAGGAGGACGGCCGGCUAAAAGAAGACGAUGCAUACCCUUCUGUGCCAGCCCUACUCAAAAAGAAAGGGCAUUUCCAACAACUUCUAGCCACAACAGUCCUACGGGCUCCUCAUCUCCAAGAAGCUCUGUAUUUCCAGAAGUUCUGAGUAAAAAACUGACCCCUGAAUAUAUGGCUGAGAACAUUAAGGCUGAAUUGAAGAGAUUACAAAGACGCAAACAAUUACAAUACAGUAUGAUGGAAAACUCAGAUGGUAGCAGUUCCGGAGGAGAAAAUUCUGAGUCUCCCUCUCGCUCAGAAAAAGCUCUAUUCACAUUUAAACAGGUCGGUCUAAUCUGUGAACGUAUGCUUAGAGAACGUGAAUCGGAAAUUAGGGAAGAAUAUGACAAUGUAUUAACAGCUAAACUUGCAGAACAAUAUGAUGCCUUUGUUAAGUUCACUUAUGAUCAAAUACACAAAAAUUAUAGCAACUCAGCAGCACCAAGUUAUUUAUCAUAAGACGUCACAGAAAACCCGAUGGCGUAGCGCUGUUAGUAUAUCCACAAGCCACUUAUAAAGUCGUUAACUAUCGUUUAUACACUACAUAUUAAAGAAGUCGUAUUGUCGCUGCAAGAUGCCUUAGAACAUAACCCUACUUCUUGCUGGCGUUUUGUAUAUAUAAUAUACCAACUUUAUUUGUAAUAUCUUAGGAAUUGAUACAUAUUAUACUUGUUAUUAUUUCUGUAAAUAUGUUUUUAUAGAGCGCUACAGAUAUUUCGAUGUGUUGAUUUCUAGAUACUUUGUUGGAGUUUGAUGAGUCGUCACGUAGUGCUGUGUGAAUGAAUGAUCUUUACGGAGUUUGCCCGGAAAGUUGUUACGAUGUUAUGAGUAAGGACUUUGUCAUUUUCUAGGUUUUUAAGUAUACUUUUAUUUAUGCAACUGAUUUGGUUUUUGUUUAAUUUUUUUUUUGUAAUCCUGUGAAGUAAAUUAAAACAAACUUACCGUAGCAAGAAUCAUCGUCGCAGUCGAAAAGUUAUUGACGUAUUAAGUGGUGGCAAAGAAUGUGUAGUGAUUAUUUCUAGAUUAAGUUAACGAAGCAUUUAUCACAAAAGACAAAAUAUACAGUGCCUUCUAAAAAGAUCAAUUGUGGGAUUGAUUGAAUUUUGGAAUGAUUUUGUAAGACAUCAAUUUUGCAAUCCAAUGUUUCCUAUAUUUAUUUUUCAGAGGAUCUUAAACGAUCUAAAAAUGUGGAAGGAUAGUUGUUAAUAAAAUAUUUGUUCCUCGAACUUGUUUUUGUUGAGAAAUCGAA
Anoplophora glabripennis (Asian longhorned beetle) is the source of this 1584-nucleotide messenger RNA. RefSeq names its product akirin. Gene Ontology annotation, cellular component: chromatin; nucleus. Gene Ontology annotation, biological process: positive regulation of transcription by RNA polymerase II; positive regulation of innate immune response. The transcript has 4 exons. The record is from RefSeq and is a predicted model, not a curated record. Bases 252 to 794 code for a protein of 180 amino acids. NCBI's taxonomy places the organism in Eukaryota, Metazoa, Arthropoda, Insecta, Coleoptera, Cerambycidae. Gene Ontology annotation, molecular function: transcription coregulator activity.